This is a messenger RNA of Nyctereutes procyonoides (raccoon dog), 2628 nucleotides long. It is a transcript of the gene OIP5, whose product is annotated as Opa interacting protein 5. Gene Ontology annotation, cellular component: chromatin; chromosome, centromeric region; nucleus. The coding region runs from base 196 to 882 and encodes 228 amino acids. The transcript has 5 exons. The record is from RefSeq and is a predicted model, not a curated record. Gene Ontology annotation, biological process: chromosome segregation; CENP-A containing chromatin assembly. NCBI's taxonomy places the organism in Eukaryota, Metazoa, Chordata, Mammalia, Carnivora, Canidae.
ACCAAUAGAAACAACGAUGCUCCACCCAUCAGACGCCUGUUUCCCCCACCCCCAAAAACGCUUCGGCGCCGAAGGGCGUGUCCAGGCAGUGGGGCGGGACAGAGCGCCCGGCUCACGACGUCCAAUGAGGAUGCAGGAAUUGUGCUUGGGCGGGGCCAGGUGCGUGUUUGCAGCGGAGGCGCGGGCUGCGGGAAAAUGGCCGCUCGGCCGCGGCGGCACCGUUUGCGAUCUGCAAAGCUUCCGCGGGGUGACUUUUGUGACGGCGCUAAGAAGACAACUGACGAAUCUUGUACGACUUCUAUGGAGUGGGACACGCAGGUAGUGAACGGAUCCUCGCCGCUUGGCCCCGCGGGCCUGGGUGCGGAGAAGCUGCCAUCCGGCCCGCGGCUGCCGUCGUGGCUGCAGCCCGAGAGGUGCGCCGUGUUCCAAUGCGCACAGUGCCACGCCGUGCUCGCUGACUCUGUGCACCUCGCCUGGGACCUGUCGCGGUCCCUCGGAGCCGUGGUCUUCUCCAGAGUCACAAAUAACGUGGUUUUGGACGCUCCCUUUCUAGUUGGCAUUGAAGGUUUGCUCAAAGGCAGCACUUACAACCUUUUAUUCUGUAAUUCCUGUGGUGUUCCCAUUGGUUUCCAUUUGUAUUCUACCCAUGCUGCUCUGGCUGCCUUGAGAGGUCACUUUUGCCUUUCCAGUGAUGAAAUGGUAUGCUAUCUCUUAAAAACAAAAGCCAUAGUAAAUGCAUCUGAGAUGGAUAUUGACAACUUGUCUCUACCAGAAAAGGUUGCAGAGCUGAAAGAGAAGAUAAUGUUAACACAUACUCGUUUAUAUUCACUGAUGAAGAUUCUGAAGGAAGGAACUCCUGACCAGCCCAAGCCAGAAAACUGAUCCAGGAUUAAAGCUUAACUAGGUUCAGGUCUUAUUGCUGUCUUCAUCAACAGGAGUUCUCAAGGAAGAAAGAUUGGCUAAGAAGAGAUGUGAACUCUAUUCUCACCUUGAGGCUGAUUUUCCAAAUGAUUUGUGAAGCUUUGUCUAGAAAAUGAGAAACAAAGGAAACCCCUACCCAGGUUUCAUAGCUAUUUGCCUUAAGAACUUAUUUUAGCUUAUCAAUUUCAUAAAUGUUUGUUUCUGAAUACAUAUUUUACUGCAAAUGUAGGUUAAGAGGCAGUGUCCUGCAAAUGGUCUGAUAUAAAGAUGCACGGCUGUUAUGAAAACAGAGUUGUAUUUCAUGUUGACUACUUUAUUCCUACAUGGAGCAGUUGUGAUAAUGAAGACAGAAAACAUUUUCUUUCUUACAUGCAAUAUAGGUACAAACAUACUCUGUAGGUAAUAUUCAGUAAGUUAACUGGAAAAUAUACAAUUUAUCUUUCUCUUUUUAUUUCUAAACUGAGCCUACCCAGGUAAUAAUGAGAGAAAUGAUAAAACAUUCACCAAAAUGCUGUUUUUUUCAUAUUUUGCUUUAUAUACCACUUACACUCAGUACCUUGUCAUAUUAUUCAUUUAAUAAAAGUCUACUAACUUUGGGGAUAAAAGGUAAGCAAAAAGAGCCACUCUCUAUCUGCACAGAGCUUUUAAUCUCAUUAGAGGUGGACGUUUAAAUAACCACAUGAAUACAUGUGAAAUUAUUACUAUAGUAAAGGUUUUGAAGAAAAGAGACCUAGAGCUACCAGCACAUGAAGCAGCUACCGGACCCCUGGGGUUGGAAAGGCUGCUCUGAGGAAGUGGGAUUUCAGCAGUGGUCUGAAAGACUAGGAGUUAAUUAGGGAAUGGAGGGGGACCCAUGGAGAAGCCCUUAAAAGAAGGCCUGCAGGAGGUGAACUAGUGGCCAGAAACCAGAGGGUACAAGGACUUAUUGGAUGAUGUUGUUGUUGAAGAUUUUAUCGAUUUAUUCAUGAGAGACAUAGACACAGGCAGAGGGAGAAGCAGGCUCCCUAUGUGGAGCUGGAUGCAGGACUCCAUCUGGGACCCCCCAGAUCACACCCUGAGCUGAAGGCAGAUGCUCCUCUGCUGAGCCAUUCAGAUGCCCCCCUGGAUGUUUGUUUUUAUCCCAAGAACAAUGGAAGCCUUGGUUUCACUUUUGUAGAACCUUGCUAUGGUUAGUGUCUUGUGGAGAAGGGGUUUAUAGGGGCAGAAAAGCAAGCAGACUACUGAGGGGCUGGCAAGAGCCCAAUCCAGACAAGAAACAGCCAAGUGGUGGUGUCUAGAAAAGUUGACUUGGUUCAGAUGUAGCUGGCAGCCAUUUUUAAAGUUCUUUCCAUUCUUUCUACUUUAUAUUGCAUAAAGCCAUUUCCCUUUAAAAAUAUUUUAAACAAGAAAAUUCUGAUUUGCUCUAUGCUUUUGAGUUGCAAAAUUUGAUUCCAUAAAUAAGGGUGAAAUCUUUGGCAACAACUAGUACCAGAGGGAACCUGAGUGGCUCAGUGGUUAAGUGUCUCCCUUCGACUCGGGUGAUCUCAGGGUCCUGGGAUCGAGUCCUGCAUCGGGCUCCCUAUAGGGAGCCUGCUUCUCCCUCUGCCUAUGUCUCUGUUUCUGUGUCUAUCAUGAAUAAAUAAAUAAAUAAAAUCUUAAAAAGAAAAAAAUACUAGAAAAACGCGUAUUUUCUAAAUGGACCUAAUAAAUCAAUACUAUAUUAAAUCA